AUGUCGGAUUUGGUGCAGAAGAUGGUGAAGACCGCAAUCUCGGUCUCGGGCUCGUCUACACGAACUCUGCCCGCCCCUCCCGCGCCCUCCUCCGCCGCAGCCUCGAGCUCGAGCCCGAAGCAACUUGUGGUCUGUCGUCAGUGGUGGAAAGUGUGUUGGGUCUACGGAGAUCAGUACAAACAGUGCCGCCAGCUGUAUCAGGCGCAGAAGCGCAUCUUAGCCAAAAGUACCCAACAAACACCUCCGGGUUCGAGUUCCGACGGCACGAUGGCCGCGAGUAGCAAUGUGAAUGUGCCCGCCGCCGAAACCGAUAGCGGCAACGAUAGUGCGAGUACGUCAGCGACCCCGACAAAAACUGUCAGGAAACGGACAUGUGGAUUGCUCCAACAACAAGUUACAGAAAAAGUGUGCAGGAACUGCAGAUGUCCCCGAGAAGAUCACCAGCAGUCAGGAUCCACCGCCAAUCAAGCCGAAGUCGAACGACUCAUGCUGCCAGCUCCUCCAGCUCACAUGAUGAAUCCUCCGAGCCAAGGGUCGGCCCAAGGAGCUCAGGCGGCGCAUCCUCACCCGAGCAAUCAAGCCCCUUCGCCUGAAAUGAGUUCAGGUCAUCGACAAAGCGACGACGAUAGCGGAUGCGCCUUAGAAGAAUACACUUGGGUUCCACCAGGCCUCAAGCCCGAACAGGUUCAUCUGUACUUCUCGACGCUGCCAGAAGACAAGAUCCCCUACGUGAAUUCAAUCGGAGAAAAAUAUCGCAUAAAGCAACUGCUGCAUCAACUUCCUCCCCACGAUUCGGAAGCUCGCUAUUGUAAUAGUCUUUCGGAGGAGGAGAAACGAGAACUCAGAUUGUUCUCCUCGCAGAGGAAACGUGAAGCCCUCGGCAGGGGAACGGUCCGUCAGUUGCCCGUUUCUCCCCACGUACAGGUUGUUUGCGCAUGUUGCAACGAGUACCUCUCCGGUGGAGACAUGUGCGUGUUCGCUUCUCGCGCAGGACCGAACAUCGGUUGGCACCCGUCGUGUUUCACGUGUACUGUUUGCAAGGAGCUCCUGGUGGACUUGAUUUAUUUUCUGAAGGAGGGAGCUCUCUUCUGCGGUCGGCAUCACGCCGAAAGCUUGAAACCCCGCUGCAGUGCGUGUGACGAGAUCAUUCUCGCCGACGAAUGCACUGAGGCGGAGGGAUUGGCGUGGCACAUGAAACACUUCUGCUGCUAUGAAUGCGAAAAGCAACUGGGCGGUCAGCGCUACAUAAUGAGAGACAGUCGACCCUUCUGUCUCGCGUGUUUCGACGCCAUUUUCGCCGAGUUCUGCGACACUUGCGGAGAGCCCGUUGGUGUCGACCAGGGCCAAAUGUCUCACGAGGGACAGCACUGGCACGCGACUGAACAGUGCUUCAGAUGCUCCAGCUGUAGAAACUCCCUUCUCGGCAGGCCUUUCCUGCCCAAGAAGGGACUCAUUUACUGCUCGUUGGAGUGUAGUCGAAGCAGCUCGAGCAGUCGAGCACAGCGAUCGAACUCUGUGAAGAAUUCGGCGCGUCCGAAUUCUUCCGCAGAGAAGGCGUUGGUGAUCUCUCAGCAGCAGAAAUCGCCUCAGCAAGAGAGCAUGUCCAUGGUUCCGGCGGAUGCGAUGUUUCCCUCCAAACAGAUCGCCUUCUCCCCGCUGGCCAAUAGUUCUUCCGACAACGUGCAUCCACGUUCCCAGGCUGCGGACAGGAACUAUUCCCCCAUGUCGAACCACAGCGAAUCGCUUCGGAACUUCGGCGCUAAUUUCUCGCCGAACACUUCGUCUGAGAAGAGUUUUGCCUCUCAGCAAAUGACCUCCUCGGCCCACGGUAUUCAGAGGCCUGGUCCUCCCCCGUAUAACGUGGCCGCUUACAAUCUCAACGGACUCCCUCCGCCGAUGGGUCGCGCACCGAACCAUAUGCGAGGAUCGCAGGGUAACAUCGCCCACAAUUUCGCGCACAAGGUUCCCCAACAGCAACAACAGCAGCAGCUUCCAACCCAGAACGGUCUAUCGCCGAUGGUUCGUCAGCCGCCCGGGAUUCCGCGAGAUGUAGCUCUGUUGAACGGCAAGAAUUCACCCGUUGUUCAAUCACAACGACUUCUUGGCGACGUCAGCAGCGGCUCGAUAUCUCCAGCCGUACGGAAUUCUCCCGCGCAAGGGAGACGGGAACUCCAGCGGCCCCAGCAACCGAUGGUUGCCGAGCUCCAAAACGGGAUUGUCUCUCAGAACGGGAACCGUUCCCUGUCGCCGACUCUGCCACGACGUGAGGCCGGAUCGCCAGGAUUGGGCCGACGAUCGUUGACCGAUCUGUCCUCGAACAGUCUGCCGCGACCCCCACGUGAUGGCUCGAGCUCGUUGGCGGGGACACCGACGAAAUACAAAUCCGUUUACGGAGGCAACCACGGCCUGACGGUCGGAUCACCUCAGCGGAAGCAGAUGGCCGAUUUCACGCUGCCAGAAGUCAACUUCGGAGCGAAACAGAAGACGAGGUUGACUCGUGAGGGUUCGCUCAAUGAGCAUUACGCGAACCUUCAACGCAGCGGGUCCGUGAACGCUCUCCCGGAGGUCGAGCACAACAAUGCCAUGAUCAAGAGGCGUCCGUCGGAGCAGUACCAGAGUGGCACGUUGCCGAGGAACUUCAGCAGCGGGCCGAUACUCAACGAUGGGAAUUUGUACAGUAAUUAUCCCGCGCCCCAGGAACUCUACAUCAACGCUUCGCAGAUACACAACGGCGCUCACAUGCAACUGAACCAAAGUCAAGAAAUCUAUAGCAAUCCACAAGAGUUCCAGCAAGCCGCCGCGGACCUAACCUACGACAACGUCCCGAGCGUUCGCAGCAUCAUGUACAAGAAUGGCAAGCAGGAAGAGAUGACGCAUGAAGAGCACGAUAUGACGAUGUCGUCGACGCAAUCUAUGACUCCCACAACACGCCGUCGAGAACCUCUAGAUAUGAGCGACAUCUGCUUGAAAGAUCUGUUAGCGGGAAGCGAUCAAGUGUUCGUUGAGGUCGUACAGGAAAUCCAGAACGGACCUUCGCUCCAUCGAACAAGUCUCCAAGCAGCGUCCAACGGUCCGGGAUCGAUGCGGCAAAAUUUCUCGCUGCCCUUGAUGAACCCUCACAGACCGUCGGCUCAACCACCGGACACCCUAGAGCUCGAGUCCCCGAUGACUCCUCAGCAACUGCCAAGUCCGCCCAUUCUGAAGUCGAUCGGACCUCCGAACGGAAUUCUGCAACGUCAGACGACUACCAGAGCCGAGGUCCAUCAUCAACAGAACGAUUUCGAGCAUCGCAGUCGAUCGGAAGAUCGUUGCGACGGCGGCGAAUCUUCCAAGGACAGGCGAUCCCGAAAGAGCUCGAGGAGCUCAUCGAAUGGCCGGUCACGAAGUGGCUCAUCGUCCUCGCACCAUCGAAGUCGUAGUUCAUCGAGAUCUCGUCGGGAACGCGACGAGAGCAGCUGCUCGACGUGCGAUAGCACCGACUCGACGUCGAGCACCGAAGACGAAGCCGAAAUCUACCGCUUACCGGAACGUCGUGAUUUCGGUGGCGUUCGCAUCAAUUAUGUGCAAAGUAACACGUUAGCCGUAGCGAGACAGAAAGCUGUAGCAGCUCAACGUGCACAAAAUAAAAACUGCCUCGUGCAGUGAGAGGGUUGUGAAAACUGUACAAUUAUUACCAAAUAUUCUGAAAAUGUUCAUGAUAUUCGUACGAUUCGCAACAAUUUCCUCAGUGGCCAAAGCGGGCGAGCAGCAGCAGCUCUACUGUCUUCCGCAACGAAGACUCGUGCAAUACCCAUCUAACUACAUGCCAAAUGUCUUGUGCUCCAUGAAGCUGUGGCGCUCGCGUGUAAACAACGAAAACAAUCACAAAUGACGAUGUAU
Molecule: messenger RNA, 3879 nt
Organism: Galendromus occidentalis (western predatory mite)
Lineage: Eukaryota; Metazoa; Arthropoda; Arachnida; Mesostigmata; Phytoseiidae
Product: protein prickle
Exons: 8
Coding region: 1-3645 (1214 amino acids)
Source: RefSeq, a predicted model, not a curated record